Lycium ferocissimum is the source of this 2143-nucleotide messenger RNA. RefSeq lists its product as uncharacterized. Gene Ontology annotation, molecular function: protein serine/threonine kinase activity; ATP binding. The record is from RefSeq and is a predicted model, not a curated record. The transcript is spliced from 13 exons. Gene Ontology annotation, biological process: peptidyl-serine phosphorylation; intracellular signal transduction. Lineage: Eukaryota; Viridiplantae; Streptophyta; Magnoliopsida; Solanales; Solanaceae. Bases 233 to 1804 code for a protein of 523 amino acids.
AUGAAGGAGGAUCCAAAGGGGAGGCAAUAAAUAGUUAGUUGUCCAAGUAAAAGUGGACCUAUCAAUUGCAGGGGAUCCGACCCCUUCCCGCACAUACUGCUCAAUGAACUAGUCUGAACUCCAUUGUCACUCCCACUCCCCUCUUCAUUCCUUGUUCCAAUAAAUAUAUAAGCGCGCGCACACACACAUAUAUACUACUUAUAUACAAAUUUGCUAUUUUGAAAAGAGAGAGAUGGAGGAAGAACAAGAAGAAGUACUUGGUUCAAGCUUAACUAUGGAGAGAGUUGCUGCUGCUAAGCAAUUUAUUGAAAACCACUACAAAACUCAGAUGAAAACCAUUCAAGACCGCAAACAGAGGCGCUGGAUUCUAGAGAGGAAGCUAGCAUCUUCAGAUGUGCCUAAAGAGGAGCAAGUGAAUCUGAUCAAGGAUCUAGAGCGAAAGGAGACAGAGUAUAUGAGACUGAGGAGGCACAAGAUUUGCGUGGAUGACUUUGAGCUUCUAACAAUUAUUGGCAGAGGAGCCUUUGGCGAGGUGCGUUUAUGCAGGGAGAAGAAAUCAGGCAAUAUUUAUGCUAUGAAGAAAUUGAAGAAAUCGGAAAUGCUUAUAAGAGGACAGGUGGAGCAUGUCCGAGCAGAAAGGAACCUGCUGGCAGAAGUGGCCAGCCACUGUAUUGUGAAAUUAUACUACUCAUUCCAAGAUGCUGAGUAUCUUUACCUUGUCAUGGAAUAUCUUCCUGGUGGUGACAUGAUGACACUGCUGAUGAGAGAAGACACACUGUCAGAAAGUGUAGCUAAAUUUUAUAUUGCUCAAAGUGUCCUAGCUAUAGAAUCUAUUCACAAGCAUAAUUACAUUCACAGAGAUAUCAAACCUGACAACCUUCUUCUGGACAAAACUGGUCACAUGAAGCUCUCUGAUUUUGGUCUCUGUAAGCCCCUUGAUUGUAGAACUCUAUCUACAUUAAAUGAAAAUGAAGCCAUGGAUGAUGAGAAUAUAAGGGACCCGAUGGACAUUGAUAGCAGCUUCCCAGAUACCAAUGAUGGAAGUAACUGGAGAAGCCCCCGUGAACAGCUUCAGCAUUGGCAGAUGAACAGGAGGAAAUUGGCCUUUUCAACAGUGGGUACGCCUGACUAUAUUGCUCCAGAGGUACUGUUGAAGAAGGGGUAUGGAAUGGAGUGUGACUGGUGGUCCCUUGGUGCAAUUAUGUAUGAAAUGCUCAUUGGUUACCCUCCGUUCUACUCUGAUGAUCCAAUAACUACUUGCAGGAAGAUUGUCCAUUGGAGAAAUCAGCUGAAAUUUCCCGAAGAUCCCAAACUGUCAGCAGAGGCAAAGGAUCUCAUUUGCAGGUUGCUAUGUGAUGUUGAACAUAGACUUGGCACUGGAGGAGGUGCAAACCAAAUUAAGGUGGCCUCUUAUCAGGCUCAUCCUUGGUUCAAGGAUAUUGUGUGGCAUAAGCUUUAUGAAAUGGAGGCUGCCUUCAAACCAGAAGUUAAUGGGGAGCUGGACACUCAGAAUUUUUUGAAGUUUGACAAGAUGGAUCAUCCAACACCGGCAAGAUCUGGUUCAGGUCCUUCUCGGAAGAUAUCAUUAACACCCAAAGAUUUAAGUUUUGUUGGCUAUACAUACAAAAACUUUGAUGCUAUCAAAGCACUACGCAACUAUUCGGAUCCUACGAGGAGUACAUCACCUAGACGAUCGAUUGAUUCCAUAUUUGGUGAUUCCAAGGACUAUCCUUCAACGAACGGAAUAGCUGGGGAAACAGAUGUACAGAUGCUUACACCAACCAGUGAUGCAAUGUUACCAUGACGAUGCAAAUGUUAUAUUGAACGAAACUUCUACCGAGGGGAGGUAGCAUACACCUGUUGUAUUUGAUCAGGUUGCUCACCCUUUUAUUAGCAUUCAGAAUGGUGUCUGCUUUUUGCAGAACCAUUAUCUAAGUGUACAGCAGAGCUUUCAGAAACUAUGUUAACUCGUAGGACAUGAAAACUAUUUGAAAGGAAGAUCUGUGCUAUAGAAACUUAGAAUAGGCUGCUUGAUGUAUUGUUGUCCUGACUGCCCAGGUUGGCACUUAAAAGCUUUCUCUUGUGGCAGUUUUUGGUCAGACAAUUUAUUAAUGGGAAAAUAUUCAGCAACUUUUAGAAUUAA